Messenger RNA from Echinococcus granulosus, 2691 nucleotides. RefSeq names its product DNA topoisomerase 3-beta-1. Gene Ontology annotation, biological process: DNA topological change. NCBI's taxonomy places the organism in Eukaryota, Metazoa, Platyhelminthes, Cestoda, Cyclophyllidea, Taeniidae. The transcript has 12 exons. The coding region runs from base 1 to 2691 and encodes 896 amino acids. Gene Ontology annotation, cellular component: nucleus. Gene Ontology annotation, molecular function: DNA binding; DNA topoisomerase type I (single strand cut, ATP-independent) activity. The record is from RefSeq and is a predicted model, not a curated record.
AUGGUGGCUGAAAAGCCAUCUCUGGCCGAAGCUCUGGCUAAAAUUAUGUCACAUGGUAGUCACACAUCUCGCAGAGGUAGUAGUGGUGCCUGCAGUAUCCACGAGUGGAAUGGAACAUUUCGUGGGGGCCCGGUUCGUUUCAAAAUGACCUCAGUGUGCGGUCACGUCAUGACUCUAGACUUUGUUGGUCGUUUUAAUAACUGGGAUGUUGUUGAUCCGGUUGAAUUAUUUUCCGCGAAGAUUGAGAAAAAAGAGGCAAAUCCAAAACUGAAGAUGGUAAAUUUUCUUCAAAAAGAAGCAAAGGGAGCUUCUUCUCUCAUUCUUUGGCUGGACUGUGACAAAGAGGGUGAGAAUAUCUGCUUUGAAGUGAUUGAAGCCGUGACUCCAGUUAUGGGUCCACAGGCACAGAUUUACCGGGCUCAUUUCACCGCAGUCACGGAUCACGAGGUCCAAGUAGCUAUGAAAAAUCUCCGUCAACCAAAUAAAAACGAGGCGUUGUCUGUGGACGCUAGACAAGAGACGGACCUGCGAAUCGGAUGUGCUUUUACGCGUUUUCAAACCAAGUUCUUUCAGGGCAAAUACGGCGAUUUGAAUAGUCGUCUUGUCUCCUUCGGUCCUUGUCAGACCCCGACUUUGGGCUUCUGCGUCAAACGCCACGACCGCAUUCAGUCUUUCAAGCCUGAACCCUUCUGGCGACUUACUGCUUCGGUAGUGGUUAACGAGCAGGGCGACCGGCUUCCCUUGACGUGGAAUCGUGAUCGGUUGUUUGACAAGGAGGCUGCAACCGUUUUCCUCAAUGCUGUCUCUGGUGCUGACAAGGCCCUAGUGGUGGACGUGAAUCGCAAGGUGAAGGUGAAACCGCGUCCCCAGGGUCUGAACACAGUGGAGAUGUUACGGGUGGCCAGUGCCUCACUUGGCAUAGGUCCUCACGCCGCCAUGGCUAUUGCAGAGCGGCUCUACACCUCCGGAUUCAUCAACUAUCCUCGUACCGAGUCAACCGCCUACCCGCCCUCCAUGGAUUUGAAGGCGCUGCUGCGACAGCACACGAACCACCCAAAAUGGGGUGACGUGGUGAGCGAUCUUCUAAAGUCGGGCUAUCAUAACCCCCGCGCCGGUCACAACGCCGGCGACCACCCGCCUAUUGCACCGAUGCGAUGCACCACAGAGCUCUCUGGCGAUGCCGGCCGUCUCUACGAGUACGUGGCUCAGCACUUUAUAGCUACGCUCAUGCCUGACUGCAAGUACGAAACCACUACUGUGGUGUUGAGUAUUGGUGAGGAAAAAUUCAUCACUCGCGCCUCUCGUGUCCUUGAGCCCGGUUAUACACGUAUCUUUACGUGGCAGGCCAUUGGGCGUGACAUUGACGACGGCGACGGUCCCGAUGUGACUUUGGCAGCCGCACUUACCACUCCAGGCUCGAGUUUACCACUGGGAGAGAAACCGCGUCUUGUGGAGGGUCAGACGAGCCCUCCGGGGUACCUCACAGAAGCAGAUCUCAUCACGGCCAUGGAGAGACAUGGAAUUGGAACAGAUGCCUCCAUCCCGGUGCAUAUUGAAAACAUUGUGGAGAGGGCCUAUGUCGAGAUUCUUCCCGGUCGUCGUUUGAAGCCGACCCCUUUGGGUGUGGUUCUGGUCCAUGGCUACCACUCCAUCGAUGCGGAACUCGUCCUACCCCACAUGCGUCGUGCUGUUGAGGAGCAGCUCAAUCGUAUCGCCACUGGUGAAGCUGACUUUCACCGUGUCCUCCAAUUCGUCCUUGCCAUCUUCGCCACCAAAUACCGUUACUUCGUAGAACACAUCGCUUCAAUGGACCAACUGUUUGAGGUCUCUUUCUCCAGUCUGGCAGAAUGUGGUCGGCCCCUCACGCGAUGUGGAAAGUGCCGACGCUAUCUGAAGCUGGUGGAUUCGAAACCACAGCGCCUGCAUUGUCCGGUGUGUUCCGACACCUAUGCGGUGCCGCAGAAUGGAUCGAUUCGACCAUAUAAGGAGACUAAGUGCCCAUUGGAUGAUUUUGAACUGGUGCUGUGGACACAGGGCGCCAAGGGAAAGAGCAUGGUCUUCUGUCCCUACUGCUACAUCAAUCCACCCUUUCCGGGGCAACGGAGGAACACGGGGUGUGCAAAUUGUCUCCAUCCCACUUGCACCUUUUCGCUGGCUGUGAAUGGUGUGGACGCUUGCACAGAGUGUUCCCAGGGAACGCUUGUGUUAGACGACGCGCAUGCGCCCAAAUUCCGCCUCUGUUGCAACCAGUGCGAUGCCAUUAUCCUCUUCUCCGAAGCAGUCAAAUCUGCUUCUGUCCGACAGGCGACCUGCGAGGAGUGUACGGCUCGGCAUCUUUCCCUCCAAAUUGAUACAAGAAGUGACCAAUCUGGCAUCGCGAGGAUUGAGCGGCCGAUUAUUCCUGAUGGUCGCAUUGGUGACAUCACUGAAAGAGCCUCCAAUUUCAUUAACGCCUUUUCUUUCCACUCCCCACAGAGUAAGUUGAAGUCAGGUGAUUCAUCGAUACCCGCCAAAUUCACCGGCUGCGUGUUCUGCUCCGAUGAGAUGUGCAAACUGCUUUCUGCUCGUAAAGCAGCUAACCCCACCGCCACUGCUUCAAACACCACUUCCAAUGGUCGUGGUGGCGCCUCACGGGGCAGGGGAUCGCGAGGUAGUAGAAGGGGUGAAAGAGGUGGUAGAGGUCGCCGAUGA